AUGAUGCUUUUCGUCUCCAAAAUCUCAUCUCUGGACUGUAACCGGUUUCACAGCUGGCUACAUGAAGCCAACAAGGCCAACUUGGAGCUUCUGAAGAACAAAAUGGGAACAACCAUUCCUAUUCAAUGCAUAGGAGAGGAAAUGGACCUCUCAACAAAUCAGGAAAUCUUCACAAACAUCAAUGAAGUCCAAGUGGAGAAUGCCAAGGCAGCUAUACAAGAGAUCCUCCAACAGACUCUGCACGUCUUCAGACAAAACCACACUGAAAUGGGUUGGGAUGGCAAUUCCACAACCACUUUCCAGACCAAACUGGACCAGCAAAUUCAGAAGCUGGAAACAUGUUGGAGUGCAGAGCUGGAGCGUGGCCCCACAUCUUCAAGAGGUCAGAAAACUCUGCUCACCAGACUGAGAGUGAAAAGAUACUUCCAAAUACUCCAUGAUCUCUUGAAAGAUAAAGAGUACAGCCUGUGUGCUUGGUUGACUGUCCAGAUCCAGAUCAGGCAAUCUUUUGUGCUGACAGAUCAACUCAUCAAAAGGAUCUCUAAUGAAGCUUAA
Molecule: messenger RNA, 555 nt
Organism: Podarcis raffonei (Aeolian wall lizard)
Lineage: Eukaryota; Metazoa; Chordata; Lepidosauria; Squamata; Lacertidae
Product: interferon epsilon-like
Exons: 2
Coding region: 1-555 (184 amino acids)
Biological process (GO): B cell proliferation; defense response; cytokine-mediated signaling pathway
Cellular component (GO): extracellular region
Molecular function (GO): cytokine activity; type I interferon receptor binding
Source: RefSeq, a predicted model, not a curated record